Molecule: messenger RNA, 366 nt
Organism: Alternaria infectoria
Lineage: Eukaryota; Fungi; Ascomycota; Dothideomycetes; Pleosporales; Pleosporaceae
Exons: 2
Coding region: 1-366 (121 amino acids)
Source: RefSeq, a predicted model, not a curated record
AUGCCCAUCAGGCUAGAGCGGCUAUUUCUCGACAAGCCAGACAUGAAAGCGACAUACCUGACUAUAGCACCGUUCGGCUUCAAGAGCAGCUCGAGUAAAACACAUCCCCAUUAUCUCACAAUGCGUCUCAACGAAGAAGGCCAAGAUGAGGAUUGGGCCGAGAAGCUCCUCGGACUGCCCCAUCACUUCUUCGGUGCCUACGUCAACGGCGAAACGGAGGAUCUUACGUGCGCCCAUAUCAAGCCUAUACAAGCAAGCGAAAUUGAGGCUGGAUUUCGCUUCGAAGUCCAUGGUAACGUCGUGACAUCUGAAAGGGGUCGUAUUGAGCUAGAUAAGGGUAUUCCGUUUUAUCGAUUCGUGCCCUGA